AUGCCGAAAUUGAUUCUCUAUCAAGUGGCAGAUGUCACCCAGGAAGGCGGUAACAAAUUUCGUAAAAUUGAGAUGAAAGAUGAACAGGACCUACUCCUGCUUGGUCGAAUGGAAAGAAAUAAACAAUUUUAUAAACAAAUUGAUAGUUUUGAGGCCAAGAAGGCAAUAUCCCGACUUCAUGCAUUAAUUGAAAAAGCGGAUGGCAAAUUCUAUCUUUCUGACCUCAGCAAAAGUGGGACGUACGUUAAUCAUCGACGUGUCAAUAAAAGAACUCAGCUAAAACCCCACGACCUUGUCUAUUUUGGACAUCCGAAAGGUGCGGAAAUUAUCCCCGAUCAACCCAUUACACAGUACUUUUGGGAUUUAAAAUAUGUUGUAAGCAUUGCAUAG
Messenger RNA from Rodentolepis nana, 390 nucleotides. Lineage: Eukaryota; Metazoa; Platyhelminthes; Cestoda; Cyclophyllidea; Hymenolepididae. The record is from the annotation of a GenBank genome assembly.